UGAGUUUUGCAUUUAACGAGCAACCACGUCUAAAUUUGCUGCGUUUAUAAAAUUUGACGAUUUGUCAGUCAAAUAAACGAUAGAGGCAUGCCUCUUAUUCGUCCCAGGCAUGUGUUAUCCUUCAGCAGCGAAGAUGUGACACAACCAGCACAAAACCUACUUAAAUCAGAAACGUAUAGGAAAUGGAGGUGUGCAUCUCCAGGAGAGAAACAAGCUUCUGUUAUUUUGGAGCUUGAGAAAGCAACGCAGAUACAUUCCAUCGACAUAGGUAACAAUGGUUCAGCACUUGUGGAAGUGUUAGUUGGAAGAUCUUCUUGGAGCUCUGAUGAACAAUUUCAGGUUCUUCUUGUUGCAUCGUCCUUUAUGAGCCCAGCUGAAAGUAAAUCCUUUACCAGCACCAAUAGAGUGAGGAUGUUUGGUGUUGAUAAGCUCUCCAAACCAGUAGCAACUCAGAAGUGGGACAGGGUCAAGUUGGUUUGCACCCAACCAUUUAACAAGAAUGAACGUUAUGGUCUGUCCUUCAUAAACCUCCAUUCUCCUCCUGAUGACAUGGACGAUGACUCUCAAGCCACAAAGGAAGCAAUGCCUCAUACUCCAGUGACAGCUUCAAAGAGACUUGGACGUUUUACAUUAAAAGGUGAUAGUGACACUGAAGAGAAAAAAAUUUCUUCUGGAAAACUCUUUUUCAAAAAAUUUCAAAAGAAAACCUCUCCGCCAUCCAUGUCCACUGCAGCUGAAGUUCGAGCAGCAGCAUCAACAGUCAUUUCUUCAGUCGACAAAAGAACAAUUGCUGCCAGCACUGCUCAGAAUCACAGGCACCCAUCAACAAAGGAUGGACAGUCAGGGGAUAGAGAGACACACUCAGUAGCCUCGGACAGACAACCAGUGGCCAGAGACAGAGCAGACAAAAUUGGUGGUAGAUCUUCCCCAAAACCGGGCGAGAGGUAUUCUCAUAGGAAAACAAGUGAGAGCACCAAACGGAAGCAUGAAGAUUCACCAAAAGGGAAAAAUGAUAAUAAACCAGCACCACCAUCCAAGAAAAAAAGAGACUCUCCUAUACGUGACGAAAGUUCUGUUCCUUUUGGUGAAAUUAUGAAAGGCGUAGUGUUUGUUAUGAGUGGAUUUGUGAACCCUGAGCGAGGUAAUCUUCGCGAAAAGGCAUUGCAGAUGGGAGCGCAGUACAGACAGGACUGGGGAAAAGGAUGCACUCAUCUGAUUUGUGCCUUCGCCAACACUCCAAAGUUCAAUCAAGUGAAAGGGAAAGGAAAGAUCGUCACAAAAAAGUGGAUAACUGACUGUUUUAAAAAAAGCAGAUGCUUGCCCACUCGACAUUACCACUUACCAGGCGACAGUAGUUCAUCUGAUGAGAGCAGUGAAGGGGAGGAUGCCAAGCCAGCACGGCCGCCUCCUAAAACAGGAAGUGACCGAAAUGAGCGGAAUUACAAGAAGGCCCCAGCAAGUGAUGCGAAUUCAAAGAAAGACGACACUCCCGAAGAGAGCGACAAAACUCUAGUGGCAAGAAGAAGCGAAGUCUCGGGUCCAAAUGAAAAGAAAGAUGCAGCCGGAAAAUUAGAGGAGGAAGAUGACAUUUAUGGUGGUUCAACUGACGACGAAUCACCUCAACCGGAAAAGAGUGGUAAAAAUGAAACUGCUCCAUCUCCUUUGAGCCCAAAAGAGACUUCAUCCAGUGAUCAUGAUACAGAGGAUGAAUUAAGAAGAAUCCAAAAAGAAACUGGUGAAGGCGAAGAUAUAUAUGGCGGUACGACUGAUGACGAAAAAGGAAAGGCGGAGUCUGCUGACGAAGUCAUUUCAAGCUCAGAGGACCUUCCCCUGUUACCUGAUUUUUUCUCUCAUAAGCAUUUCAUGCUGUAUGGUGAAAUUGAUGGCAAGACCAGAAGACUGUUGAUAAGAUACAUCACUGCUUAUAAUGGAACUAUAGAAGAUUAUAUGAAUGAUAAUGUCGACUUUGUCAUAACCAAUGAGGAUUGGGACAAAAACUUUGAUGAGGCCCUCGAUGAAAACCCUUCCCUGGCCUUUGUGCGACCCAGGUGGAUCAUUGUCUGUCACGAAAAGGGCGCCUUUGUUCCAUUUCAGCCAUACAUCAUAGUUCCUUCAUGAUGAAGGCCACGUGAAGUUCACGUGAUCAGCUCGAGAUCGUCGUCAGGGUAAACAAUUACGACCCUGGUUUUCGGAUACAAGCUACAUAUAUUUGAUAGAACGAAGAUUACUCAAAAACUAGGCGAGAAACGUCGAGAAAAUAUCGGUGUUCUAUCGUUUCAAUGACGAUAUUGGUGGUGCUCCAAAUAUUAGGAAUCUAAAUUUUAUAUACGAAUAAUUUAAUAUCCUUCCGAGUAAAUUCUGUGAACUCAAAAGACAUGUCAGGAAUUCACAAAGCAUUAGUGAUUGAUAGGCUGCCAAGCAGUAAUCACACAAUAACCACCGCACUUCACAUAUGUGCAAAGUCCAGACUGGCGUGUGACAUAAGGCUUACUCCUUCAGCAUCCACUAUCUACCUGAUUAAGGGUAGACUAGGAUAUUGU
Molecule: messenger RNA, 2540 nt
Organism: Pocillopora verrucosa
Lineage: Eukaryota; Metazoa; Cnidaria; Anthozoa; Scleractinia; Pocilloporidae
Product: DNA repair protein XRCC1-like
Biological process (GO): double-strand break repair via nonhomologous end joining; single strand break repair; base-excision repair
Cellular component (GO): nucleus
Molecular function (GO): damaged DNA binding
Source: RefSeq, a predicted model, not a curated record